This is a messenger RNA of Sclerotinia borealis F-4128, 3633 nucleotides long. Lineage: Eukaryota; Fungi; Ascomycota; Leotiomycetes; Helotiales; Sclerotiniaceae. The record is from the annotation of a GenBank genome assembly.
AUGGAACGAAGAUUAAAGGAAGUACAGACUAAACUAGUGGAAAAAGAUAUUCCGUCCACCCUCACUUAUGGUGGGAGUGGAGUAUCUGGUAAGCAAGCCCCACUGACCCACACUUCCCGUUCUCCCCUCGGUUAUAUUAUUCAAGUCCCUGGCCCCUCCACAUCACGUUAUACCCACCGUGAUGAUACCCUCUCUGAGGAUGAGCCUGUCCCCUCUGUCGAAAAUCAAGGAUCACAUCGCUCUACUUCCAUUCCUGCACGAUCUUAUCGUACUGUUAGUUUCACAUUUACACCAGAUACAGGAACGAAUAUCCGUUGUGAGAAAGCUCACAAAGCUACCUCUGCCUUGCACUCCUCUUUUCGACAACUCCGAGUCCCUGACCUGGUCAUGAAACUUUCAGAUAGCCAAGCUCCUGGUUUCCGGGUGCAAGCAUGGGACAAGAUGGUCACACAUACUCUACGGAACUACCACGCUCACUUUCUAUCUAAUGAUCAUUGUUGUACAUGGAUUUACAAUCAAACCGAAGGAUGGUUAUGUAGUACCCUGGAACCUCUCUACUUGGACAAUAAAUACAAUGUUUAUGACCUCAUUCAGCAAGUAGUUUCUGUUAUGCUAGACCCCUCUGCAAUUCGAAUAGCCAAAAUCAAAUAUAACUCUCUUGUUAUGUUACCCAGGGAAAGGUUUUUCGAUUUCUAUUCCAAGUUUCGUGAUUUUGCUGCUCAGGCAGAGAUCCUUGAUAAUAAACGUUUCUGUAAUGACCUAUUCGACAAGGCAGCAUACCGCUUGACAAGUACUUCUGGCCACGAGUUCGCACGUUCCACCACAGUUGGUGAAUAUGCCGAAGUCCUAGGCAACCUCGAUGUCGCCUAUCAACGACUUGCUGCAACCCAUGCUCUCCGUCCUCACCACUCUCUUCAGGGCACUCGCCCUACCCAAUCACCUUCCACUUCCAGUGCUGCAACACCUCGUAGCAGUACCCCUGGAGUAUACAACAGACCUGCGGCACCCUCUGGCAUGCCUUACCGCUCGCCCUCUGCCGCACCUGUCCUCACUCCACGACACUUUUCAAGUGGACCCCCUCCUACUCCUUCCUCUGGUUUCAGACAAGCCACUCCUCAAUACACACCUCGUACCUCUGCUGUCAUCAAUGAAAUUGACGACGAGAUGAAUCCCGAGUUGGAUAUUGAAGAGUUCGAUAACGAAUAUGGUGGUCAAGAAAUUGACCAAAUUGACCAAAUCGACCAAAUUAACCAGACCAAGGAUUUUCUACCUCAUUCCGGAGCCAACGGUUAUGCUUUAAUUGACCAGAACCUGGUAAAGCAUCUUGACUACCGUACAAAACCAGUCACACGAAAGCUACCGACUCCUAUACCUAUCAAAGGGUAUAGUGGCAUUGUCGGUUCACACGUUUCUUAUGUUACUUACUUUACUUUAAUAAUCGAUAAACGCAUUCAGCACUGUCGUCGCCAACAACUUCAGUGGUGUGCAGACUAUCCUCCUACGGCAUCUUAUGCCAAGUACUUUUACAUCGAUCCUCAGACUAUACAUCUUCGCGAUACCAUCAACAGAAAACAUCAGCAAGAUGCUAUUCGACGAGAUACAGCAAUCGAUGGUGAAAACGCCUCCAAGGUCUUCCUCUUGAGAGAGUCUCUUGUCAUCGCCCUGACCAAUCAGAUCGCUUCUAGCCUUGGCGCCACCAGGCUAGCCGAUACCUCAUUAGCCAGUGCACAGAUCAAGAAGAUCAGAAUCAUCUCCUUGAUCUCGAUCUCCGACCUCCCUUGUGCAAAAGUACCUUUAAACAGGAGAACCUUUGAUAAAUCCCUGGGCUAUGACCUUACCCGAAUGUCAAAAGACCUCAGAGAACCCUCCUCGAGUUCUCCGACACCUACAAUUCGAAGAAAAUGUCCGAUUUCGCCAAAUUCACGAUUCCCAUCUACAGUGAAAUCAUUAGACAUCCACGAAAUCUCAGUUCACGCCUUCGAAAUUGCCUGUACCAGGUCCCCAGAGAACGAACUGUUCACCCGCACUUUUCAGGAAGUAAAUUCAUUGCUUGAUCAAAGACUCUUGGAACAAGACAGAGAAGUUGAGAUAUCCAUUAUUGAAAAGGUUUUUGCAAGAACUAACCGGAAUCUCAACGAAUCUGCCUUAAAGUUAUUGGCUACACUUACUCCAGGAGAGCCUCUUGUUUCUGAUAAGUAUACCUCCUUUCACGACGUCUUCAGCAAGCAGGAAUCGAACAUUUUGCCUCCUCAUCGCACUUACGAUCAUACCAUCACUUUCGAGAACUCAACCAAGACUAGCUUAGGCUACUCACCUCUCUAUAAGAUGUCUAUCGACGAGCUUGAGGCAGUCAAGACCUAUCUGACUGACAAUCUGGCAAAAGGAUUCAUUGAACCUAGUCAAGCACCAUUCGCCGCCCCUAUUCUGUUUGUCAAAAAAGCAGAUGGUAGCCUACGAUUGUGUAUUGACUAUCGCAAACUCAUUGCCCUGAUACGCAAGGAUCGCUACCCUCUCCCCCUGAUCGACGAGACCCUCGCACGUCUCCAAGGUGCUAAGAUUUAUACGAAACUUGAUAUUCGUCAAGCAUUCCAUCGUAUUCGUAUGGAUCCCCAAUCUGAAGAGUAUACUACUUUUCGUACACGAUAUGGAUCCUACAAAUGUAAAAAGGUCCUCACACGCCUGCGCGCUGCCGGCCUACAGGUAGAUCUCAAGAAAUCCGAAUUUGACGUUACCCACACCAAGUACUUAGGAUUCAUCAUCUCCACCAGUGGUGUAGAAGUUGAUCCCGACAAAGUGGCGGUUAUACAUAACUGGCAAUACCCAGCUACCCUGAAAGGAAUACAAUCCUUCCUUGGUUUUUGCAAUUUCUAUCGACGAUUUAUAUCUAGCUACAGUGUCAUUGCCUCUGCUCUAGUGAACCUCACUCGAGCCAAUGUCCCCUUUUCUUUCACGAAGGAAUGCAUGAAUUCUUUCGAUACCCUACGAGAGCAACUUACCUCUGCUCCCCUGCUACAGUACUAUGACUACAAUUUGGAAAGCAUGCUUGAAACAGAUACCUCUGAUAGCGUUAUUGCCACUACUAUACUUCCCGCCGAACUCAAUUACCCUGUUUAUAACAAAGAACUGACUGCUAUAGUCAAGGCCUUUGGUCAUUGGAGAUCCGAACUGAUAGGAUCACGCUUUAAUGUGAAGAUAUUCAUUAAUCACAAAGCAUUGGAGUACUUUAUAACCUCCAAACAGCUUAAUAAUAGACAAGCCCGCGUUGCCGAAUUUCUUGCCGACUUCAACUUCCUCAUUAUAUAUCGUCCUGGCAAAGAGAACCCUCUAGCUGAUGCUCUCUCUUGCAAAGACGACAACAUAGAAGUCACAAAUAAACAAAAGAAAGAACAACGUAUACUACUACUAUUCAUACAAGAUCAGUUUGAUCCCCGUAUCCGAAUACUCCUGGAAUCCCCCGAUAUUGUUGCUCUUGAACACGUCAAACCAUUCAUCAAGACAAUAGAUCGUAUACUACAUCUCAAUAAGAUCUCCGAGACCCUCCAUGCUUUAUGCAAAGAGGCCUUGAAGGCCUUUUCAGAUGAAGACAAGAAAUCCCUAUAUACUAUGAUAGAUGAUCUUUUGCUUUACAAUUAG